CGAGCAGCUGAGCGGCAGCAUCAUGGCGGAGCCCAACGCAUCUCCGGUUCAUGUCCAGCAUCCGCAACCAGUGCCGACAACGAGCUGGCCAAUUACCAAGGAGUCCUAUGAGCUCCAGGAGGUGAUCGGCAGCGGGGCCACAGCCGUCGUCCAGGCCGCCUUCUGCACCCCGAGAAAGGAGCGUGUCGCCAUCAAGAGGAUCAACCUGGAGAAGUGCCAGACCAGCAUGGACGAGCUGCUGAAAGAGAUUCAGGCCAUGAGUCAGUGCAACCACCCCAACGUUGUCACCUACUACACCUCCUUUGUGGUGAAGGAUGAGCUCUGGUUGGUCAUGAAACUCCUGAGUGGAGGGUCGAUGCUGGAUGUUAUAAAGUAUAUAUUUAGCAAAGGAGAGCACAAGAACGGGGUCCUGGAAGAGCCCAUUAUUGCCACAAUUUUAAAAGAGGUGCUAGAAGGCUUGGACUACCUGCACAGAAACGGCCAGAUCCACAGGGAUGUGAAGGCUGGGAACAUUCUGCUUGGGGAAGAUGGCUCCGUCCAGAUUGCAGAUUUCGGAGUCAGCGCGUUUUUAGCCACCGGCGGAGACGUCACACGAAACAAAGUGCGGAAGACGUUUGUGGGAACGCCAUGCUGGAUGGCUCCUGAGGUGAUGGAACAGGUACGAGGCUACGACUUCAAAGCAGACAUCUGGAGUUUCGGAAUCACAGCCAUUGAGUUAGCCACAGGGGCAGCGCCCUACCACAGAUAUCCUCCUAUGAAGGUGCUGAUGCUGACCCUACAGAAUGAUCCUCCUACACUGGAAACAGGCGUGGAGGACAAGGAGAUGGUGAAGAAGUACGGGAAGUCGUUCCGGAAGCUGAUAACCCUAUGCCUGCAGAAGGACCCCACAAAGAGGCCCACAGCUGCAGAACUUUUGAAAUGUAAAUUUUUCCAAAAGGCCAAGAACAGAGAGUAUCUGAUUGAAAAGCUGCUGAACAGAGCACCAAACAUCACCCAAAGAGCCAAAAGGGUGAGGAGAGUUCCAGGCUCCAGCGGACACCUGCACAGGACGGAGGACGGCGACUGGGAGUGGAGUGACGACGAGAUGGACGAGCGGAGCGCAGAGGGCAAGGCUGCAGCCAAUCAGGGCAGGUCACGAAGGGUCCGCCAGGAACGCCAAGAAAACGAAGCAAAUGCCAACAGCGUCCCCAUAGACCGGCUGUCCAUUCAGCACCCGCAGGUCCAGCCUUUUGAGCAGACUCCGUACAUCCAAGGCGGGAGUGCUGUGAACAUGGUACUGCGGCUAAGGAACUCCAGAAAGGAGCUGAAUGACAUAAGGUUUGAAUUCACUCCUGGCCGAGACACUGCAGAUGGGGUGUCUCAGGAGCUUUUCUCAGCUGGGCUCGUGGACGGCCAUGAUGUUGUCGUAGUUGCUGCUAAUCUUCAGAAGAUUGUGGAUGAUCCCAUUACCUACAAAGUAUUGACCUUUAAACUGGCUUCGGGCUGUGACGGCACAGAUAUACCUGACGAGGUGAAACUGGUCGGCUUCGCCCAGCUGAGUGUCAGCUGAGCUCUCCCCCUCACCUGGUCUCGCCGGGUCUCACCUGGUCCGGUCAUGGAGGAGCCGGUCGCGGGCUAACAGGUGAAGCACAAGAGGGAGGCAGAAGCGCCCUGAGACCCUCCAUUCUGCAUUCCUCCUCCCACCCAUCGGACCAGAAAACUCCGCUAGAAAUCUGCUGGAAAUCUCCCAGAACUCUGCUAAAACUCGACUAAAAUUCUGCCAGACUGCCUCUAGAGAAUGCCACUGCGCUACAGGUCCAGUAGAACUGUUAGACCUGCACUAGAACUCUGCUAAAAAAAAAAAAAAUCUGCUAGAAAUCUGCUGCAACUAUUACAACUGUGCCAGGACUUUGCUAGAACUCCACUACAGCUCCAGUAGAACUGUGCUAGAACCACUAGAAACCACAUAAAUGCUUAAAAUCACUUAGAACCCACUUAGAAUGCUUAGAAUACACUAGUACUCAACUUGCACUCCACUAGAUCUCUGCCAGAACCACUAGAAAUCAACUUGAUCUCCAUUAGAACUCUGGUAGAACUCCACUAGAACUCCAUUAGAACUCUGCUAGAACCCCACAAGCCCUGCUUGCUGUGCGGUCUUCACUCCACCUUUCACU
This is a messenger RNA of Megalops cyprinoides (Indo-Pacific tarpon), 2153 nucleotides long. It is a transcript of the gene stk39, whose product is annotated as serine threonine kinase 39. The transcript is spliced from 18 exons. Bases 23 to 1549 code for a protein of 508 amino acids. Gene Ontology annotation, biological process: protein phosphorylation. Gene Ontology annotation, molecular function: ATP binding; protein serine/threonine kinase activity. The record is from RefSeq and is a predicted model, not a curated record. NCBI's taxonomy places the organism in Eukaryota, Metazoa, Chordata, Actinopteri, Elopiformes, Megalopidae.